GGCGCAGGGGAGCUCGCUACAGCAGAGCCUGCUACACUUUCCGCACUUGGUUUGCCUCCAAUACAUACUCGUCUAGAACAAAUAAAUGGAAAUCUCGUAAAGCCACCUGCUUCAGGAGGUUUAAUACCAUCGCCAUUUGAAGAAGAUUUUAGCACUAGAGAUCUUGUUACUGGAGGCUCAACCGGGUCUGGUACUCCAGGAGGCAAUGGGGGAAGCACGCCUACUGACGAUAUCACAUUCGAAAUGUCCUAUGAUGAACAGGGACCACCGGGACCAGGACCUAUGCUAGGAUCUUCAUCCUCAUCUGCAACUUCGCCUGCCGUCCCUACAGACCAGCCUCCAGAGGCCAGCACAAGAACUCCAGUGUUAUCUUCGCAUCAUAAUUCGAAUAUUAGUACCACAGGAGCAGGAGGAGGCUCUGCUUCUGGUUCUGCUUUGCCUUCGUCCUCUCAGUUUGAUCCUAGUCCAACACUGUUGUUUGGGAAUCGAGAUGCCAGAUCUUCUUUUUCCCAGUACGACGAGCGAUAUGGCGAGCCGAUUCCUCUGCCUUUUGGGCCUGAUGACGAAUCUCCAGUGAUCGAUGACUACUUAGCUCGUGCUAGCAGUUCUAGUGUCGUCUGUCUGCAGAACGAGCAAAGACGUCCAUCCUUUGGGUAUGGAGGCAGCCGAUCUGGCAGCGAUGACGGAGGCUUUUUAUCUCCGGCUGAGCUCGCGAGUGAAGAUGAUAGUGAGUUUGGUUCGUCCUCAGGGCGUCGAGGAGGCAUGCAGCCUCCUUAUCAAGGAACUUCUAGGUCUCCAGAAGGACCACGUGGUGGAGCUCCUAGUACAGCAAGCGACAGUGAACAGGUGACAGUCUGUUAUUUCGACAAGGAUGCUUACUCAACGUCAGAGCUGCGUGAUUUCAGGGCUGAAGAAGCUGCGGCACGACGCGAAGUACAACAAAUGUACGCGGCUGCAUCUUCAAGCACUUCUACUUCGCUGCCUUCGGCUGGUGCUAUACCAAUACCAAGUAGAGAUAAUUCACACUUUGGUGGUGGCAGUAGUGCUGGUCAAUAUUCAACAUCUGGUCCUCAAGUACGACAGACUGGUCCUCGAGAACAGAUUGGGGGGUCAUCCUCCUCUGGGGGCUUUCGUGAUUAUCAGGGGGAGACGAAACACCAGCGUGGUAGUGCGGCAACCUGGUUUGUUCCCCCGCAACAGGUGUUAAGGCCAAACAAUUCAUUGCUGACUUCAGGAACGGGAAUUGAUGUCUGUUUAUAGAUGAAACUUGAACGUCUUGAAUAUUGGAAUUCAAAUUCGCUUUUGCGUAUUGUACUUUGCAUUACGAGGGAGUGAUUUUCGCCGAGCCCAUCUUGUGUUUGUACCCAAAAAGGAAGCAAGCUGAGGAUGAUAGCUCCAUAGAGUCUUUUUUGUCUUCUCAAUGAACUUCAAGGAGCUAGCACAACGUAGAGUUUGUCUAAAACGGAGUAUUCAGCAUGACCAGUUUCUUUUUCCCGACUUGGCAGAAGACUCGGGCGCAUCGUCGACGUCGUCGUCGGCUUUUGGUGCUGCAGAUCCUCGGAGCGCUGCCGCGCUUUACGAAUCGGCUAUUACUAGAGUCUGGUCUUCAACAAAAUACACUGAGAGAUGGACCAAAUUAGUAGGAGAUGCUAGAAGAUGGUGACAAAUCCAUUGUUUUCCUUCGUGCGUUUGGGCGUCUAAUUCAUCCAUGAAAUCAAAGGGACGAAGUUGACGACCGAUCUCACGUUUCGAUGCGAUGACUUGAGUUUAGCGAUAUAUGGUGGCACGGAUUUCGCUAUGGACAGUCGUGCGAAGCUCCAGACCCUAACACAGCCUGCCGCAGCCAACAGACUUAAUAGACGACGGAAAGACCUUUCCCUGGUGUUGCAACUAAAAAAGGCCCUAGCGCGCAUGAUGGUGCCCGUUGGUUCGCAGAAGUCGACUGGCGGUGAGGGAGAUGCUCACGUUAUGGCUUUGUAUAGCAUAGAGUAGUAGUAGGGCGCCGCCGACUUGUGCAACUAUUGUCUCCCCCCUCGUUGUAGUUCGGGGGCUCUCCGGUAUUGUGCUAGUGAUCUGGUGACAAGUGGGCGUAACCAAUGGUUACGCCCACUUGCGACCAACGUGGUCGAGAGCCUUGGGCGGGUGCGUGGUGUGUGACUCGGGGGCGGCGGCCCCCAAUCGGAAUUGCUUCCCUCUGGUCUGUGUCCUCCGAUGAUUCCCAAAUAAGGUGGCGAGCCUUCUUCGUGGCUUCACUCUCUAAAAAUGCCAGAAACACUUAUCGGAGCUCGGGCGUGGUCGGAGACUCGCUGCCUUGUGAUGUGCUGCAACGGAGGCUGGUGGUAUCUGUGCAUGAUCUGCUUCUGCGUGAUGAGGUUCAAACGUCUGCUUUUCAACACGUCUUGUCUUACUACCACGACGAGAAAAACCGUCCGCGAGGCAGCGACCUGGACAUGCUAGUCGUGCGAUUUUAAGACAGUUGUUCUGAUUGUAUUCGGUAUGCUAUUGCAUAUUGUUACAGAUUGAUCACAAUUGGGUUUGCCUCUUUUAAGGCAAGAAUCAUUAUACGUUUAGGAAUUGUAGACCACCAUCUAAAGCCUCUUCUAAUCUCCAGAUGAGUACGCUUCUGCUGCCAGUCCGCUCACUUCUAGUCAACAGAGUAGAGAAUUGAGUCUAGACGUGAAGCUUUUGCCUCUGCGGUUCACGAUAGAUCAAGAUGUAGUGGACUUCGCCUUUAGAUUCGUGCGGUUGACGACGUUGCCCAGGUACAUCGAAAUGUCCGAGGAAGAGGAAGGCGACUUGGUCAACAUUCGAGAAGUUAAGGCUCAUGAUGAUGGUAAUGCAUCUGCACAAUGUCAGUCUUCGUUUUUUUCUCAGCUCGUUUCGCUAUGACCUUAGCAAGUGAAGAUGAAUUAUCGUGAGCGCUAAAGAAAAGUCAGAUCCUUUGUUUGGCGCCAGUGCCACAGCUGCAGCAACAUCGUCACAAUCGCAUGUAGCAGGAACAAUAGGAGGAGAUCGAGAUCGAACACGCCAUUCUUCUUCUUCCACCUCCUCUGCAUCAUCAACUCCCGGAGCGACGCGUUUUCAGCAUGUCAGAGUUUCAGCGCUGCUUGCAGUCAUGGACUACCGUGCGAAACGCUUAGAUGUGCAGGCUCUGCAGCGUGGCGAUUUGUCGGAGUUGAUCAAUCUCUUACCUCUGCUAGAGGGUUUAGAAAUCGCAUUCCGUAGCGUGAGACUCAGCAACGUUCCGGCAUCGCGUUUGGGUCUGUUGUUAGCGGAGAAGUGGUCGCGAGACUUGAACAGGUCUCAAAUUUUGAGAUCCUUGUCCGGCAUUACACCGAUUCGGAGCUUCGCCAACAUCGGAAGCGCUUUGACGGAGUUCUUAUGAUGAUCAGGCGUGAAUCUGAAUGUUAUUUGUUUCUAGACCACGUAGUACACGGUCAUAAGAACGAAGAUCAUGAGGGACGGCUUUUUCUAAAAAAAUCACGUUCACUUCAUACAAGAAUAUAUCCAAGGACGCAUUGAAGAUUGAUGUUUGCUAUUGUACUAUCGCAGAUGAAGAAAUUCAACAAGUUCAAUGAAUUGCUUUCUCGGACGAGUCAGAAACAGAGUCUUCUAAGAAACGUCCGUGAACCCCUUCAACUCGCUUUGGCCGAACAAUUUGGUGGCUUGGUUCCACGUGGGCGCGCGAAUCGGAAUAACACUUUGAGUCGGUUUGAGCAGCAACACCAUCUAUCUAGACUUCUGGUGCGUGGUGCCACAGGGUUUUUGCGAAAUUUGACGAUUGAGUCCUUGGAACUCACUGAAAAGGCGUUCUUUGCUACGCAAUCAGUGUUAGAAUUCGCGGAGAAGAGCAUUGGAGAUUCGUCGAAUUCGAGAGGUUCUGAUGCGGCAAGUCGUCGCACCGCAGCUCAGCGUGCAAGGCAACAACGCGCUGCAGCUCUGCGGGCUCGAGCACCAGUGCGCGGCGCGCGCUAUGCGAGAGAGGAUGACGAUGGGAUGAUGGAGAAUAGUGGUAAAUUUGCGACUUUGUUGGAUAACAAGUAAUUUAUCAAUCUGACUCCCUGGCACGUUCAAUCGAGAUUUCCAUGCGCUAGCUCCAACUUUGCGUCAACAUUUAGACAUGUUUUAGGGCUGCACGGUACCCACCCUGUGGUAUGGUCUGAGGUGGCGCGCGCGCGCUUUUUCCCGCUGAUUUUCGCGGAUUCUAGUGGUGAAAGGCGUCAAAACUUGGCGCGGGCCUCCCCUUGCGCCUCUCUGCGUGUUCCUCAGGGACCUCCCGGCCUCUGCUGACCCUCGCAGGCGGGAGGCCUCCGGGGUGAAAGGCCGCCGAAGGCGGCCACGGUCUCAAGAGCAAGCAAGUCGAUGACCAAGGGCCCGGAGGGUUACAGGCCGCACGGCUCGGGGGGUCCAGCCCCUCGCCUUUUGCCGCCUUCGGAGGCCUUCCACUACCGGCGCACUGCUGGGGCGGCGAAGCAUAUCGGAGGCACUUAGGGCACAGGCAGGCAGCUGGAAGGGAGCGGAGGAGGCCACUCGGCCCCCCUUUUGAGGCUUUCCACCCCUGGCAGACGCCUUGAAAAGGGGCCCGGGGCCGCGCGGUGCCCCCCCGAUAUAGCUACUACGUACUUAAAAACGUUUUCAAAUAACAUUCUACACCCCAGAUGAUCCCUAGGUACUUAAAAACGAUUUCAAAUAACCAACUAGAUGAUCCCUAUGCUCCCUUGAUGGAGGAUGAGGAGUGGCUUUCUGUAGACAAGGGUGCGCGUGAAGGCAUGCAACCUGCCGAUGGGAUCGAGGGGUUACAGAUGGGUCUCGAGUCCCUAAAGAGGAAUAUGGUUGACGCUGGCCGCGUCCUGAGUGAUCCUCUGUUAAGGCUAAGGGUUGGCAACCAAUUACAUCCUGCACUAAUAUCGUGAACGUAAUCGUGCCUGGCUCUUUUUCUAGUUGUAGCAAAGAGUCCGGGGCAGGGACUGUUUUUUCAGUAGACAGGAAAUCGGGACAGCUUUUCCUUUUAUGAGGAAUGUAAUCGAUACACAAGUACUUUGUGUAAAAGCCUUAUCUAACAUUCGCCUCGAGAGGAGCUGAAUCCGCUGAAGAUCGAGUGAAGCAGUUGGCGAGGGGCGUGCCUAUAUGCAUCUUGAAGCCGGCUAUCGGCGUAAGCGGAUUGGCAGCGACGACUCUGCGAGGCGUCAGGAACAGCAUGGACCACGAUAGACGGGAAGAGCUGGAAAGGAAAUAUAAGGCGCCUGGGUGAGUAAACAGAGUAGGUCAAAAAGGCUGACGGUGAGAAUGAAGCAGGAUCAUUUUUUUGGAAGAUUUUUUGUUAUCACAGAAAGAGCAUACGACUUUAUAUUUAAAUAGUUCUCUUGAAGAUCGACUUAGGUUCUCAUAAGUAGAUACAGGUUUUUUACAUUGAAACUACAUGUCAUGUGACUCAUGUUCAUCAUGUUCAUGGAUAUCCGAAACUACUAUCUAUGUUUACGCAUCAAAAACGCAAUUUCGCAAAGGAUUGAUAAUUGGUUAAUAAUCCCUAGAUUGAAUCAAUGAACGAUAGGUAGAGGAAUGUUCUGCUAGAUAGAUGUAAUGUUGUCGCGACAUAGCCGACCGCAUGUCAAUCUUAGUUGAACAUAGAUGCUGAGAACGAUGACAAGAGCAUCAACGUCAUAGUAUCUGAAGCAUGUGUAUAACUGGUCAUUAACAUGAUGUGUACAACUUAAUGUUCCGUCUGUCUUCAAUCAAUCAGAAGACUGGGGACACUGAGCCAGCUAUUAAGGUUAAUCUCUCAUCCGAUAAUGCUACUGUAGGUACUUACGCAGCGUCACCGAGCAAAACGUUUUUUCAGUUUUUUUGACUUUUUGCUUGGGCCGUUUCAUUUUUUUUUUCGUGAAUAAUCUAAUGAUAUCAAGUAGAAGAUGCCAUCGUCUUAUCGCUUUCUCUUCCGGUUUUCAAAUCUAGUGCUAGUGUAUGAUGAAUCGUUCUCCAUUUUUUUAUGAGAUCUACGUCCUAGGAGUUCAUCCCGGUCAAGGAAUCAUUGAUUUAAAUGCUACGCUUGAGUGGUACCACAUAACAUCAGUAUGCAUGGCAAUGUAACAAAGACAACAUAGGUAUCUCAUGAGAAGAUGUCGUUGUCAUGGAUGAGACUCCACAACGAUGAUGUCGUGUGCCUUUUGAGGCUAUGUUAGCGUUGUCUCGAUUCCACCUGUGUAUAAU
Messenger RNA from Amoebophrya sp. A25, 6207 nucleotides. Lineage: Eukaryota; Dinophyceae; Syndiniales; Amoebophryaceae. The record is from the annotation of a GenBank genome assembly.